Messenger RNA from Colius striatus (speckled mousebird), 2462 nucleotides. RefSeq names its product ADP ribosylation factor interacting protein 2 (gene ARFIP2). The coding region runs from base 193 to 1338 and encodes 381 amino acids. The record is from RefSeq and is a predicted model, not a curated record. Gene Ontology annotation, cellular component: trans-Golgi network membrane. NCBI's taxonomy places the organism in Eukaryota, Metazoa, Chordata, Aves, Coliiformes, Coliidae. Gene Ontology annotation, molecular function: protein domain specific binding; phospholipid binding. The transcript has 9 exons. Gene Ontology annotation, biological process: regulation of Arp2/3 complex-mediated actin nucleation; intracellular protein transport.
CGGCGCCGCUCACGCUGCGGAGCUGCUGCCGGUGCUCGGCGGCCGCCGGCUCCAUGCCCGGCCCCGACGUCACUCCCGGCGCUGGGCUCGCGGCGUGACGCGAUUCCGGCGCGUCCCGGGCCCAGGCGGAGCCGGAGCCGCUCCCGGUGCCCGUCCCGGUGCCGGUGCCGGCGGCGGCCGCAGGCCCUGAGGAUGUCGGACGGGAUCAUGAGCAAAGCGGCCACCAUGGAGAUCCCCAUCAGCAGCAACGGGGACACGGGCAGCCUGCCCGAGGACGACGGCCUGGAGCAGGACCUGCAGCAGGUGAUGGUGUCGGGACCCAACCUCAAUGAAACCAGCAUCGUCUCUGGCGGCUACGGGGGCACGGCCGAGGGCAUCAUCCCCACCAGUGCCAUCAAAGCCCCUCCGUUUCCAGGCUGCCUUGUCCGUCCUCCCCCGCCCCGAGGAGCCUCCGUGUGCCCCAGCGCGUCGGCCGCCGGCAGGAUGGCGGCUCAGGCCACGGCUCCAGCAGGCACGAGCCUCCACCAGCCUCACCCCGGCCCGGCUGGCAGUGGGGAGGAGAUCGUGCGGGGCAUCGCCGUGGAGAAGUUCGACAUCGUCAAGAAGUGGGGGAUCAACACCUACAAGUGCACCAAGCAGCUGAUCUCGGAGCGCUUCGGGCGCGGGUCCCGCACGGUGGAUCUGGAGCUGGAGACGCAGAUCGAGCUGCUGCGGGAGACCAAGCGCAAGUACGAGUGCGUGCUGCAGCUGGCACGGGCCCUCACCAACCACUUCUACAGCCUGGUGCAGACCCAGCACGCCCUGGGCGAUGCCUUCGCCGACCUCAGCCAGAAGUCACCCGAGCUGCAGGAGGAGUUUGGGUACAACGCAGAGACGCAGAAGCUGCUGUGCAAGAACGGGGAGACGCUGCUGGGCGCCGUCAACUUCUUCGUCUCCAGCAUCAACACGCUGGUGAACAAGACCAUGGAGGACACGCUGAUGACGGUCAAGCAGUACGAGACGGCCAGGCUGGAGUACGACGCGUACCGCACGGACCUGGAGGAGCUGAGCAUGGGCCCCCGUGACGCCGGCACCCUGUGUCGGCUGGACGCGGCGCAGAGCCAGUUCCAGAGCCACAAGGACAAGUACGAGAAGCUGCGCGCGGACGUGGCCAUCAAGCUCAAGUUCCUGGAGGAGAACAAGAUCAAGGUGAUGCACAAGCAGCUGCUGCUCUUCCACAACGCCAUCUCUGCCUACUUCGCCGGGAACCAGCAGCAGCUGGAGCAGACCCUCAAGCAGUUCAACAUCAAGCUGAAGACCCCCGGUGCCGAGAAGCCCUCCUGGCUGGAGGAGCAGUGAGCUGCCCCCCGGGUGCCACCCCCUGCGCCUGCUGCCUGGGGGUGCCAUAUGGACCUGAACGGUGGCCGCCGGCUCGGGGCCGGGCCCCGCUGCGCCUGGGGGCUGCCCGCCGGGCUCGGUGGGGCUGCUCCGGGUGGGGAGAGGGGCCUGGCCCUGCCUGGGGAGAGGCUGGGGCUCCCCAGUCUGUGGGGCAGAGCCCAGCCCUGCUCCUCUGCAGCCCAGCGGCACGGCACAGCACGGCAGCCGGAGCCCCCCCUGCCUCCUGCCCCCACCACAGACCCCACACCCCACGUCCCUCUGCACUCCUGGGGAGGGGGAUGCCCCAUGACCCUCCCUCUGAGCUCUGGGGUGGGACAGGCGUGGGACCCCCCAGGAUACCCCUGCCCUGCCCCAGCUGCAGACGAAGGUCCGAUGGCAGCGGGAUGGGUCCCAUCGGGGGACCGUGAGCUCCCAGGCGGGGGGCGGCACCUGGGGGGGCUCCUGCCCUCACCCCCACCCCUGGGGUUGUCCUCUCGCCCUCCUGGCUGAGCCCCGGCCCGUCCCAGGCUGCUGGUCUCGCACUCCCCCAGCCUCACACUACACUCCCCUCGCCGCCAUCCCCAGGGCUGUGGCGUGCCCCUUGUCCCCUCGGGACCCCCCUGGCUGGGGCCGUGCUGCUGAUAGCCCGGGGGGGCACCGGCAGACCCCUGACAGCAGCGGGAGCAGGAGGGGCUGGGACCAAGGACCAAGUGCCGGCAUGUCCUGACGUGUGCUGCGGGUGGGGGUCCCUGCCCUGGGGUCCCUGUGCCGUGUGCAGGGGUCCCUGAGCUGCAGGUGGGGGAUUGCUGUGCUCUGUGCGGGGGGUCCCUGCCCCGGGGGUCCCUGGGCUGCAGGUGGGGGGUCCCUGGGCUGCAGGUGGGGGGUCCCUGCCCCGUGCUGCUGCCCAGCCCCAGCCCAGCCCUGGGCAGCACUUGGGCACUUUCUCCUGAGACAGAUGCGUUUGUUUCUCUCGAUAAUUUAAUCCCCGAUAAUUUAAUGUCUGGAUCUGACCCCCACCCCCCUUCUUUCCUGGUGAAGGUCUGAACCCCCCCUCCCCUCCCCUCGACUUCUGUAAGACUCCAGAAUAAAACGGUACGGAUCAGGUG